AUGGGGGGUUGCCCUGUAGUUGAGGAGAAACUGGUUCAUCGCUUGCUUCCAGUUUUUCUUCUCGAUGAUUGCAGCCCGAAUACAUUUCUGUAGUGUGCGCAUAAAACGCUCGGCCUCUCCAUUUCCUUGAGGCCAGUAUGGCCUGAUCUUGCGGUGAGUAAAGGUUCCUCACGCUGAGGACAAGGUUCCUCACGCAGAAGGCAAGUUUCCUCACGCAGACGACAAGGUGCCUCACGCUGAGGACAAGGUACCUCACACUGAGGUCAAGGUACCUCACACUGAGGACAAGGUUCCUCUAGUUGACGACAAGGUUCCUCAAGCUGAGCACAAGGUACCUCACACUGAGGACAAGGUUCCUCAAGCUGAGGACAAGGCACGUCACACUGAGGACAAGGUACCUCACACUGAGGACAAGGUUCCUCACGCUGAGUAAAAGGUACCUCACGCUGAAGACAAGGUACCUCACACUUAGGACAAGGUACACCACAGUGAGGACAAUGUUCCUCAAGCUGAGGACAAGGUACCUCACACUGAGGACAAGGCUCCUCACGCUGAGUACAAGGUACCUCACACUGAGGACAAGGUACCUCACACUGAGGACAAGGCACGUCACACUGAGGACAAGGCACCUCACACUGAGGACAAGGUUCCUCACGCUGAGUACAAGGUACCUCACGCUGAAGACAAGGUAGCUCACACUUAG
Messenger RNA from Paramuricea clavata, 703 nucleotides. Lineage: Eukaryota; Metazoa; Cnidaria; Anthozoa; Malacalcyonacea; Plexauridae. The record is from the annotation of a GenBank genome assembly.